Molecule: messenger RNA, 1271 nt
Organism: Haplochromis burtoni (Burton's mouthbrooder)
Lineage: Eukaryota; Metazoa; Chordata; Actinopteri; Cichliformes; Cichlidae
Gene: sat2b
Product: spermidine/spermine N1-acetyltransferase family member 2b
Exons: 6
Coding region: 95-625 (176 amino acids)
Molecular function (GO): N-acetyltransferase activity
Source: RefSeq, a predicted model, not a curated record
GGUACAGACUUUUUUUUUUUUUUUUACCGCGUAGCUUUUUUAGAGCUGAAAACUGGCAAAAAAAAACCCCUGAAACUCUGCAAUUACUGUAGACAUGAAUUUCAAAAUACGGCGUGCUGCGAAGGAAGACUGCAAAGACAUAUCGAGGAUGAUAAUGGAUUUGGCGAUUUAUGAAAAGAUGCCUGACCAAGUGAAGAUUUCGCAUGAAGAGUUAGAGCGCGAUGGUUUCUGCCAGAACCCCCUCUUUGAAUGCCUCGUUGCAGAAGUACCAGAAGAGCAUAAGUCUAAUGAGGGAUUCACAGUUAUCGGGUACGCCCUUUACUUUUACACUUACAGUACAUGGAAGGGACGGGCAGUAUAUUUGGAGGACCUGUAUGUGAUGCCAGAAUUCAGAGGUACAGGACAACUGCGCAUUGGUACAGCCUUAUUGAGCAAAGUUGCAGAGAUUGGGAAAAAGAAGCAGUGUGUGCGGCUGCAGUUGUCUGUGCUAAAUUGGAACACUCCCUCUCGAGACUUUUAUGCUGCUAAAGGAGCUCAGGACCUCACUGUCACUGAAGGCUGGCACGCUAUCCGCUUUGAUGGACAGAACCUGGACAAUUUAGCAAAUGAAGCACCUAAAGAUUGACAAGAAAACUAUGCUCUUUACCCUUCUGUGCAAAAUGGUGCUUGUUUUAAAACGUUUUUGGUAUUUUUCUCCAUAAAACAGCCUUAAUUAUAUCUUGUGUGUGUCCUUGAUUUAACAAAUUAAUUUACAGGGGGCGAAGGAUGUAAAAUACAUAUGAAUUUAGUAUUUUUGAUGUGAUACAGCUAUCCCUUUUGAUUUCUUCUUCUAUAGACUUGAAAUAGUAUCGCUCAAAGUCCCAUAAACACAGACCCCUACUAAAUAAAACACUGAGUAGCAUAAAUCAGUGGUUCGGUACAUUUUUAUGUUUUCAUGUACGUUUCUGAGGAACUGAAAACCCAGUGUAUUACUUUCACUCUUACAGUGAUGCAGCUACUGUGACCAAUUAAGUAAUGAAAAGGAAGAGAUAUUAAAACAACCUGUUAAAAAUGAGGCUUUUAAGAAUGUUAAGAAUGCGAAUUUUUAAAGUGCUGUACAUGACUUUAUGCUUUAAAUGUUAUAUUUUAAACUCUUCCUUACAUUUAAAUUAUUUAUCACCAAUCAGCAAAAUGUUUCUUGACUCUCAUUGGGUAAACCAAAUCCCAGAUGUGACAUCACAGCUUUCCAACAGGUUGCAACUGUGAGAUACUCCAAAGGUGAUUUUUUUGUU